CAACACCUCACGUCUAUCCAUACUUUUGCAGUAUGGCACAACUCGAAAUGAUAUAAAACGGGAUUCUCUAAUCUACAGGUCAAUUUACACGCAAAGAAAGAGCUAAGAGUAUCGCGUCUGCCAUCGAAUCUUUGCGCUCAACCCCUCUAACCUCGUAUACAAGCAAGCAUACACGUAACACCAAGGUCCAUCACCAUCACGACCGAGACACUCCCGCAAUGCCAUAUCCGGAUGACUACCCCAUACCUCCCGGCGUCCAUGCCAUCCCGCACCAUCUCCUCGACCUCCGCCCCGACUCCGAAAUCGACGCCGCAAUCCUCAACCCGCCGCCCGUCACCUCGCCCAAAAACAUCUGGUUCUACUGGAACACCGGCUACGCAACCAUGCACCCCUACGCCCAACGCACCGUCCGCGCCUGGCAUCGUCGUCUCUCCAAGCACGGCUGGACGAUCCGCGUCCUCGACCGCAGCGUGCCCUCCUCGCCAUCCCACAUCUCCGCCUUCGUCCCCCUAACCCCCUCCAACUUCCCCACCGCCUUCCUCAACGGCACCCUCACAGGCCCGUACGCCCAGCAGCACUACUCCGACCUCGUCCGCUGGCCCCUCCUGCUCGCCCACGGCGGCGUCUACGCCGAUGUCGGCCUCAUGCUCAUCGGCGACCUCGACCGUCUCUGGUCGUCCACCAUCGCAGACCCGUCUUCCCCUUUUACAACCCUCUCCUUCAACGCCGGCCCCUCCGGCCUGACAAACUACUUCCUCGCCGCCCUUCCGCUAAACCCCUUCUUCGCCCGCUGCCACACCCUCUUCCUGCGUCUCUGGGCCGAAAACGGCGGCAGGGAUAGCACGCUUGGGAUGCGCGAUAGCCCCUUGCUCGCUGGCCUGCCGCCCUGGGACGGUGCGUUCUCGCCGGACGUCAAGGCUCGGCUGGAGGACUAUAUCGCGCAGGGCCGCGUCAUGCAGCAUGUCAUGCAGAGCGUCGAUGCAGGCGAUGAUGCCUGGGACGGGCCUGCAUAUGUCCGUACACACGUCUACGCGCCCGACUACACGGAACACUCGCAGCUCAUCAACGAAUUCACGUCCUGGUCCGGCCCGCGCGCCUAUGCCCUGCUGAGUCUGCGUCUCCCGGGUGCAGACGAGGAAGAAGACGAAGACCACGCCCACGCCCGCACAAUCGUAGAAAGCUGCCUCUCCCGCAGUUUCGCAUUCAAGCUGGCCCAUGGAUUGAUCGUGAGUGUGCUAGGCGAGACGCUGGGCUCUUUGUGGCGCGAUAACGAGGGGAGUGAUGUUGGUGAGGGGACGUAUGCGGCGUGGCUGAGGCAUGGCAUGGUGUUUUGGACGCAGGAUGGGAUUCCGACGAGGAUGGUCUGAGGGGUAAGGGGCAAGGGGAUGGAGGUUUGUGAUAGAGUUGUAGGCUGGCAUGGGACGUGCGAGGUGGUGAGGUAGUUGACAUGUGCGUCAGUCAAAGGGCAUAAGGUAGAUAUCAAACUAGAGCCGUCGGCAUCAAGGUAGGUUAGGUAGUUCUAUAUGAGAGACAGCAGCAAUUAGGACACGUGACUGGAACUACAUACACACUCGCUCAACAGUGUGAGAUACCAGCUCUUGCCUCCUAUGUCGCUCCUGCCCCUUACGUAGCUCUUGCCCGCUAG
Molecule: messenger RNA, 1645 nt
Organism: Pseudovirgaria hyperparasitica
Lineage: Eukaryota; Fungi; Ascomycota; Dothideomycetes; Acrospermales; Acrospermaceae
Exons: 1
Coding region: 219-1367 (382 amino acids)
Molecular function (GO): glycosyltransferase activity
Source: RefSeq, a predicted model, not a curated record